This is a messenger RNA of Rotaria sp. Silwood2, 1770 nucleotides long. NCBI's taxonomy places the organism in Eukaryota, Metazoa, Rotifera, Eurotatoria, Philodinida, Philodinidae. The record is from the annotation of a GenBank genome assembly.
AUGCCAUCGUUUGACACUGCGAUACAUGCUAUCAAAGGAUCAUUAGGACUUGAGGAAGUGAAGCCAGAAGACGUUCCGGAACGGCAACGAUCGUUAUCGUUGAAUGAAGAGCAAACAACUGUGGUACCUGAAGCAUGGACACUCACAUCGAAGAAAGAAGGAGGACUUCAUCUUCCAACAAUGCUCUCUUUUGAUACUGCGAUGCAUACCAUCCAAGGAUCAUUAGGACUUGAGGAAGUGAAGCCAGAAGACGUUCCGAAACGGCAACGAUCGUUAUCGCUGAAUUCAGAGCAGACAACCGUUGACUCUAAUACAAGGACUGUUGCACCAAAGAAAAAAGUAACAUUUAAUCUUCUAGCAACACCGUCGUUUGACACGAAGUUGCAUGCAAUGAAAGUGACGUUAGGACGUGAAGAUGUGCGACCAAUAGAAGUUGUAAAACACCUCGAUGAGCUUCAUAUGAAGGAUGUUCCAGUUCAAGCAUCACAAAUGACUGCUACAAUUACUGAAAACCAAAUAAAAGUAGAACAGAGUUUAGACAUAAAUGAUCCUACGGUGCAAGUGUCCAACGACAGAGCAUGGACACAUUCAAGUUUAACUCCAAUCAUUAUGAUUACUCCCAUAGAUGAGUUAAAAGAGGACUCUGACGAAGAGUAUUUCGAUGCUCCCAGUGAAUUAACGAAUUCUUUAAUGGAUUCCGAGUUGAAAGCUUCUGUUCCUCCUCGAAAUACACCUAUAGCAUCACCAUCACACAAAUCAAUCCUUCUAACAACGACUAUCGAUGAUGUCAAUGAAUCAACAAAAGACGAUGUAUAUGAAAUAAUUAAUUCUGAAGCGACAAAAAUGGCUGGACGUCUAUUGUCCGACGUGAUACAUGACAUGGGCUCUAUUUUAAAUGAUCAAUCCUUUAUGGUCUCCAUCUCAGAUAGAGAUAGUACAUUGGAUGAGGAAGAACAAAAUUCUCCAACAUUUAAUGACUCAACAUGGGAAAGAAGUGACAUGAGUGCAGCAACCAUGACAACAAUUGAUCAUGAUGAAUUGUUACAUAGUAAUACGAUAUCUAAUGUUGACAGUAAUUUACCAACUACGUUUCUAGAUAACCUGACACUUACUGCAGAACUUUUAGUGCGUAAAAUAUUAGAAUUGGCAACAAAUCCGACUGUAUUUGAAUCAAAUGAACCAUUGAAUAUGAAUGAAAUAAUUCCGUUAAUGCAAAUCCCAACAAGUGAUGAUAAAGAUUCUUCUGAUAACAUUUCUGUCUCAUCGAAAUUACAUGAAGAUUAUAUAUAUGAAAUUGAACCAAUGGAAUCGUUGAUUUUGCCGACUUUAAUGAUAAAUAAUAACGGCAAGCUAGAUGUAACACUAGAUAAUAUAGGUGAUACUAAUCAACAAUCUUUUUAUUUAUUAGCGAUGUCUAACGAUUAUGACAUAGAAAAAGAUGUUGUGGAUUAUAUUUCACUGGAGCAAUCCAUGGCAAUUGAAGAAGUUUUUGCGCCGAAUGAAGAAAAAAUGAACAGAACCAUAUCGCCGGAUUAUAUGGAACCUGUUUCUGAUGAUAUGAAUGGAGAUAAAAAAGAAGUAUCAACAAGUAGAAUUGAUGAAGAUUUUUUAACAAAUUCAUCAUAUAUCCAACCAAUAAAUUCGGCAAAUAUAAUAUUUCAAUUUGAUGAUAUUAUAUUGGAAAAUGAAAAUAUCUGUAUUCAAUCACUCAAUUUGAAUGAAAUAUCAAUUCGAACUGUAUCAGAGAAAUCUUCUGACGAAAAAUUUUAA